Molecule: messenger RNA, 1645 nt
Organism: Rosa rugosa (rugosa rose)
Lineage: Eukaryota; Viridiplantae; Streptophyta; Magnoliopsida; Rosales; Rosaceae
Exons: 13
Coding region: 206-1339 (377 amino acids)
Source: RefSeq, a predicted model, not a curated record
UUUAGUUUUCUCUAAUUUCCUCAUUACGCAAGCACAAGAUUACCCUUCACAUUUUCCCUGGAAACAAAUAUAGACCCAUCAAAAACCAACCCAGAAAAGCUCACCAUCAGAAGAAAGCAAGCAACCCAUCAAGCCAGAGAGCAAAUAGACCAAGAUUCAGAUACUCCCCACAUACUCCCCACCUACGAGGCCGACGAAACAAGAGAUGAUGAAUUCCAGGGGUUUGUUUGUUGCUCUUAUUCAUCACCAUCGUAAGCUUUCGACGUCCAAUUUCUUUGCCGCCCCAAGCCAUCAUUAUCAUUUUAUUCAACACCGCCUUCUCCACUCAUCACCAUCCCCAAACCUACUCGUUAAAGCCUUCGCGAUAAAGGAAGAUUAUGAUUUGGAAGUUAAAAGAGUUCAAGAUCAAUCGUUGCCAGCAAUUUUCUGUGUCACUACAUACUCUGAGCCCUUGUGUUUUUAUGUAGCUAGACACCUUAGGAACAUGAAUCACCGAUUCCCAAAUGUAGCAAUAUCUGAAUUCGUUCUUGAUGCUAAGGCCGACAACUAUAAAAGCACACUGAAAUCUCUUGGUAUUUCCUAUACGCCAAGCUUCCAUUUUUUUAAGAAUGGAAAAAAGGUAAAUAAGGUAGGUCUUAAGAGGCUCAGAACGGAUGCUGAGGCUUAUGUCGAAUGCUUGAAAAGGAUUGUUGAACAACUCUAUAACUUUCAACCUACAAAGAGUUCAUCUAGCAGGGAGAACAAGAGAACUACUGAAGGAAGUGAUGUAGAACGUCCUAAAAAAGUUUCAGGUUUUGCAAGCUGUGAGCUCAUUCUAUCAAAGGAGGAAUAUAAUUUGGCUGUUAACAGAAUUCAAGAUGAAUCUGUGCCAGCAGUUUUGUACUUCGCUACCUAUUCUGAGUUCACCAGUACCGUGGUAUAUGAGUUUCUUCACGAGGAUUUGAGUGAGCGAUUCCCACAUGUAGCACUCUACGAGUUCCUCCUUGAUCCUAAGGAAGACGACUACGAAACAACACUGAAAAGUCUAAAUAUUUCCUCUAUAGUCAAUGCGCCGAUAUUCCAUUUCUUUAAAAAUGGGCAAAAGGUAGAUGAGCUAGCCUGUGAGAGAUUUGAAUUUUAUCAGUAUGGCAGAGACUUGGAAAAGAUUCUUGAGAAACUAUACAACACUCAACCUGCAAUAAGUUCAUCUGGAACUGGGAGAAAAACUACUCAAAAAUUACAACCUGUGAAAGAUAAGGAUAGCAAAGGAGUUAGAGGGCAGCGAGGGAGGAAAGUGAGGGAUGCCGCAAUGAUUUCCAAACAGACACAGAGUGGGGGCAAUCAUCAGUUUGUAAAUUAAUGAACCGGGUUCUUCUGUAUCAUGGCUCUCUGUGCUGAAUUCUGAUGCACUGGAAAUUAGUUGCUUCUUGCAGAUGAGAGAGGUGACGCGGGAGGCAUGUUCAUACAAGUACGAAGCACCAUAUCAUUAACACUCCCCCGUGUGAUUAAUUUAGCUCCCAGAUGUAUAUUCAGGUUCAUUGUCUUGGUUAUUUACUACUGGGUAUUUUGAAUGAUUCAUGUAUCAAUGGCCUUCUAUAGAAGGGCUAUUAUAUAAGCAUUGACAAAUGAGUUCUGAAUGUUGGUGGAAAUUCUUUGUUCACGUUGA